This is a messenger RNA of Polypterus senegalus (gray bichir), 1430 nucleotides long. RefSeq names its product glutathione peroxidase 3-like. Gene Ontology annotation, molecular function: glutathione peroxidase activity. NCBI's taxonomy places the organism in Eukaryota, Metazoa, Chordata, Cladistia, Polypteriformes, Polypteridae. The coding region runs from base 21 to 731 and encodes 236 amino acids. The record is from RefSeq and is a predicted model, not a curated record. Gene Ontology annotation, biological process: response to oxidative stress. The transcript is spliced from 5 exons.
CUUAGCCUCACGCAGAAAGAAUGCAAAAGAAAGGAAGAAGUGUGAAGUGGACCUCAACAGCUAUCAUGGGGCACGCUGGCAAACUGAUUUUGACCCUGCUUGUGGUGGGCUUUUUAAAGCCCUGUGAGGCUAUAGGAGAAAUGAAGGUUUCUUGCAACUCUGAUGUGGAAGGCACCAUCUACAGCUACGGGGCCACGAUACUAGACGGGAGCAAGAAUGUCUCUUUUAAUGAGUAUGCUGGGAAGACAGUACUUUUUGUCAACUUGGCAACUUACUGUGGACUCACCAUGCAGUACCUCGAACUGAAUGCACUACAGGAGGAGAUGUCCCAGUAUGGCUUUGCUAUUCUGGGAUUCCCUUCUAACCAGUUUGGGCAGCUGGAACCUGGAAAAAAUGAAGACAUCUUACAAGGUUUAAAGUAUGUCAAACCAGGAAAAGAUUUUGUUCCAAAUUUUCAGAUUUUUGAAAAGGGAUUGGUGAACGGAGAGAAUGAACAGAAAGUGUUUACAUUCUUGAAGAGUGCCUGCCCACCUGCUGGGGACAACUUUGGGGACACCAAAAGGCUCUUCUGGGAGCCCCUAAGGCUUAAUGAUAUCAAGUGGAAUUUUGAGAAAUUUCUGGUUGGGCCUGAUGGCAAGCCAGUUAAACGCUGGCACCCCAGAGUGAGCGUCAAUGUGGUAAAGAAAGAAAUUCAGCAGUACCUCCUGUCGCAGAAGGGAAACACACAAUAGAAAAUGGAUGAAAUUUCUUAGACUUGAAAAAUAAGAUGACUUGCAAAAUGAGAAAUUUAACUCAUUUGUCAUUUUUUCAUGACUUGAUUAGGACACAUUUUGCUGAAAGCCACACAUCAAUUCAAUCAGUUCUAUACACUGUGAAAUCUCAUUUAGUUGCAGGAUAUGAAAAGCAGUAAGGCACAUCAUCAGAAAAGGAAACGGCCAACACAGAAACCUUUAAAAAGAAUGGGCCAUAUGGUCCUUUUUCCAUCAGUUGUAAAAUAUUGCAAAAUAUCACUUAUUCCUUCUUUUCCUUACAGAAUUUUAAAAAGAGCAACAUUGCACUCUUUUAGAUGACAAUUAAAGAAAUGACCCCCACGGCUUCAUUUCCUGUAGCCCAAACUUGGAAAAAAUGUCCCCUUCCAACAUCAGUCAAGUUUGGUGACAGAAAGUGUCAUCUUGUAAAAAAGGGCAGUUCACAAUUUUGAUUAAAGUGAAAAAUUCCACUUUAAAUAUACAAGAGAAACAUGACAUUCUCAGCUCUAUUCUUGUAUAACGCCUUCCAUGCUUUGUGAUAUCACACAUUACUAGUCAAUAUAAAAAUGUGAAGAUCCAAGUAGCUGAUGAUUGACUGGCUGAUCUCUUUAAAUACAAGUCAUUUAAGAUUUUAAAUUAGGCCAUACUAAUCUGUCAAUUUAGGGGAAAAAUUAAACCACU